Messenger RNA from Notodromas monacha, 819 nucleotides. The record is from the annotation of a GenBank genome assembly. NCBI's taxonomy places the organism in Eukaryota, Metazoa, Arthropoda, Ostracoda, Podocopida, Cyprididae.
AUCAAGAACCCGGAUACGUGGCAUAAUUAAAGGUUAUUCUGCAUUUAAUUUAAUUAUUUUUCAGAAUUCAAGCAGGUCGAAGAUUUCAGAUUUUCACCGAUUAGAUGGAAUUGAAGGUUUCUUCGCUGAAAUCUUGGAUAACCUGACUUUUGGUUGAGAUCUGCGACGAAUAAGGGUCAGAAGACUUGCGAACAAGACCACCAUGGCAUAGCCAGUAAAAUGAACAGAGAGGAUAGUGCUGUGCAAAAUCAGAAAAAAGAAGAGAAGGUCCUGCUGUGGAGGGGGGGUUUCUUUAUUUUUCGUUUUUUUUUUCUUGGGGUGAUUGAUAGCAAUCUGGAAGGAGUGGCAAUAAUGGGGUCCAGUCUGAGCAAACACCAGCAGCAGGCACUGAAAAAGUCCUGGGCGUCUGUCCAGCCCAGGGCCCUGGUCAUGGGCAGGUCCACCUUUGUGGAAGUCCUGAGCAAGUACCCAGAGUACAAGGCAAGGUUCCCCAGGCUCAAGGAUGUGCCCGGCGACCAGCUGCAGGGAAACAAGGCCCUGGACAUUCACGUCAUCUUGUUCACCCAGGCUGUUCGAGCAAUGGUGGAGAACGUGGAGGACUUUGAGCUGGUGGACGAGGUGGCUCGUCGCAUCGCCUACCGCCACGUGCGCAUGGGCAUCGACGAGACGGACUUGGACGUCGUCACGGCCGGCUUCAUUGCCAAGGUGGCCGACGGGUCGGACGACGUGUGGCACGCGGCCGCCAAGUGCCUCAACCACAACAUCGCCGACUACAUGCGACGCAUGAAGACGGCCGGCGACAACGGAUGAUGAUGAUGA